Messenger RNA from Helianthus annuus (common sunflower), 1401 nucleotides. RefSeq names its product protein VAPYRIN-LIKE. NCBI's taxonomy places the organism in Eukaryota, Viridiplantae, Streptophyta, Magnoliopsida, Asterales, Asteraceae. The coding region runs from base 1 to 1401 and encodes 466 amino acids. Gene Ontology annotation, molecular function: protein binding. The transcript has a single exon. The record is from RefSeq and is a predicted model, not a curated record.
AUGGACCGGUUGGUCAAGUCACAUGUAACAGAACUUAACAUUGUGUUCAAACCAGACCACAAAUGUUGCACAACUUUUGAGUUGACCAACUUGAUGCACACCUUGCCUGUUGCUGUUUUUCUUGAUACAACUAACCCGUCUCUCCUUUCGUUUGCGCACCCGAUUUCGGUUAUUCCACCGUUAGGGACUUCGUCUUUCACCCUCCGGUGUCAACCGUCUCAUCAACCGCCAUUUCUCGCCCAUGCGCCCAAUGUUAUUGUUCGGUCAUCAAUGGUACUCACAGGGAAAACGGAUCACGAGAGCCUAUGUGUCAUGUUUUCCAAACCGGGCCCGCGUGUUUUUAAAGAUGCUACGAUUCCCGUAUCUUUUGUCGGGCCACAAGUGGUCGAUUUUCUUCUCUCGACGCCUCGCUAUGCCAAAACCGUUGACAUCCCGUUAAUUCUAGCGAAAUCGGUCCGGUUUUGUAGCGAGUUUGAUCUUAACUCUUUGCUAAAGUCAGCUGCCAUGUUUGGGAAUUAUUACUUUGUUACAUUUUUUAUAAAUAAUAACGCGGAUGUAAAUAAGCGGGACGCGAACGGAAGUUCGGUGAUGUCGUCGGCGAUCAGGUCGGGAAAUGUGGAUGUGGUUCGGGCUAUAGUCGAGUCGGGUUUUGUGAUUGACCAUAAGGUUGACCGGUUUUUACACGAAGCGGCUACGGUGAACGGGGUAGAUAUAAUGGAAGUGUUGUGUAUGAGUUAUUUAGAUCUAGAUAUAAACUCGGUAGAUUCACGAGGCCAAACGCCUCUACAUAUAUGCGCAUAUCGCGGUCACUUGGAAGCGCUUGAGUUUCUAAUUACAUUAGGGAGUGACCCUGAUGUUGUGGAUAAUAACGGGUGGACCCCGCUUCAUUGCGCGUCAAGUGAAGGACAUGUGAAGGUUGUCGAGUUUUUGCUAAACUCGUGUACUUACGUGAAGUACGCAUUGACCAAAGAGGGAAAGUCCGCUAUAGCGCUUGCAUAUGAAAAUGAUCAUAGGGAUUUAUAUGAUAUGUUGUAUCUAGGAGACGUCUUGCAUAAAGCGGCGACGAUAAAUGAUGUUAACGGGCUCGAGAAAUGCUUAGUCGAAGGUGCGAAUGUGAAUGGGAAAGACCAAAAUGGGUGGACUGCUUUACAUAGAGCGGCUUUUAAGGGUCGGGUUGAAAGUGUGGAACUUUUGCUAGAUCACGGUGCACGUGUUGAUCUAGUGGAUAACACUGGGUUCACGGCUCUGCAUCGAGCCGUGGAGGCAGGCCACAAUGAAGUGGCCGUGCUGCUACUGGCUCGAGGAGCUAGGGCUAACUUGAAGUCUCUUAUUGAUCAUAAAGGUCAUGAUUUAGAUUGUUUUAAUAAGCAUCAUUCACCCAUGGCUUCUCUUAUUUGGUAA